Molecule: messenger RNA, 3205 nt
Organism: Fukomys damarensis (Damara mole-rat)
Lineage: Eukaryota; Metazoa; Chordata; Mammalia; Rodentia; Bathyergidae
Gene: Dclre1c
Product: DNA cross-link repair 1C
Exons: 12
Coding region: 532-2361 (609 amino acids)
Biological process (GO): protection from non-homologous end joining at telomere; interstrand cross-link repair; double-strand break repair via nonhomologous end joining
Molecular function (GO): damaged DNA binding; 5'-3' DNA exonuclease activity
Source: RefSeq, a predicted model, not a curated record
CUCCACCACAUCGGGUGGUAGCAGUGGUGUAGACCCCUGAGGACACUGGGUGGAGUCAGGGCCUCUGUGCCUUCGCAGUCAGUGACCGUGGCUGGCAAACAAGACUGCGCCAGUGUCACGGAACCUGCUUGCUGUCUGGCUCAGGACAGCUUGUGAGCCUCGCCUCCUUUCCCUCUGCCCCACACUUGGGCAAGUUGUUUAAAAACCCCAAACCCCACCCCUGCCUUGGGACCAGCAGGAGACUCAAAGCAGGUGUCCCCUCGGCUGGCAUGUAGCUCUGUGGUCCAGCGCAUGUGCAGAGCACGUGUGGGGGCCCCUGGAGUUCAUCCAAGCACUGCAAAAACAAAACCAAAACCACCACCAACCGCCCAGUCUCAGUAGGGAAACAGCCUGUGAAGUAUUUCAAAAUAGCUGCAGGAGUCCGAAGGUUCCCAGCACAUAGAAACGAUGUUUGAGGAGCCGGAAAGGCAGAUAGCCACGUCCAUGUGCGGACAUGCAUGUUGAUAACGACAGCAGACUGCUCCCUUCGCCAUGCCGCCUGUCUCCCCAGGAGGUCCUGAGAUAUCGCUUGAAGUCGAGGCUCCCACCCAGAUACCUUUGGUUGAUGAAGCAUCAGGCGAGAAGGAAGACAUUGUUGUGACUCUCUUACCAGCUGGUCACUGCCCAGGAUCAGUUAUGUUUUUGUUUCAGGGCAAUAACGGGACUGUCUUGUAUACAGGAGACUUCAGAUUGGCCAAAGGAGAAGCCGCCAGAAUGGACCUUCUGCACUCCGGGGGCAGAGUAAGAGACAUCCAGAGCGUGUAUUUAGAUACAACUUUCUGUGACCCAAGAUUUUACCAGAUUCCCAGUCGGGGGGAGUGCUUAAGUGGGAUCUUAGCGCUGGUUCGGAGCUGGAUCUCUCGGAGCCCGUAUCACGUGGUGUGGCUGAACUGCAAAGCCGCUUACGGUUACGAGUAUUUAUUCACUAACCUGAGCGAGGAGCUGGGCGUCCAGGUUCACGUGGACAAGUUGGACAUGUUCAGAAACAUGCCCGAUAUCCUCCACCACCUCACCACGGACCGCGGCACCCAGAUCCACGCCUGUCGCCAUCCCAAGGCAGAGGAAUAUUGUCAGUGGAAUAAAUUACCCUGUGGAAUUACUUCCAAGAAUAAAAUUCCACUCCACACAAUCAGCAUUAAGCCAUCCACCAUGUGGUUUGGAGAAAGAUCCAGGAAAACAAAUGUAAUUGUGAGGACCGGAGAGAGUUCAUACAGAGCUUGUUUUUCUUUUCACUCCUCCUACAGUGAGAUUAAAGAUUUCUUGAGUUACAUCAGUCCUGUGAAUGUGUAUCCAAAUGUCAUUCCAGUAGGCACAACUCUGGAUAAAGUUAGAGAAAUCUUAAAGCCUUUAUGCCGGUCUUCCCAAAAUAUUGAGCCAAAGUAUAAACCACUCGGAAAACUGAAGAGAGCUAGAACAGUCCAUCUAGAUUCAGAGGAGGAUGACCUUUUUGAUGACCCUCUGCCAGUACCUUUAAGGCACAAGCUGCCAUACCAGGUUACUCUUCAUCCUGACGUUAUCUUGCUGACUGCAGUACAACAAAACCAGCCUGAAAAACUGAGACAAAGCACAGGAUGCUGUGAAUUGGAGAGUAUGCAAAGCUCUCUUCUGGCCAACUUCAUAGACUGUGAAGAAUCCAAUAGUGAAAGUGAAGAAGAGCCAGAAGUCCCAGAAUCACUGCAGGAUCUGGACCCUGUGACACUUCCCCAGCAAAAGGCGGAUGCAGAUGUGCCCCAGUGGGAAGUGUUCUUUAAAAGAAGCAGUGACGUUACCGGCGAGGGUUUGGAAAACUUUCCUUCUUCCACAGAGACAGGGAGAUCUCAGUCACCCCAGCUUUUCAGUGACUCCGAUGGAGAAUCAACCCACAUCUCUUCCCAGAAUUCUUCUCAGUCAACACACAUAACAGAACAAGGAAGUCAAGGUUGGGACAGCCAGUCUGAUACUGUUCUGUUAUCUUCACAGGACAGAACUGGGGAUAGUGCCUUUUUGAACAAAGGUGCCCACAGACCAAAGGCCAAGGACAGUAUCCCUGCCUCUCAGAUGGAACAAAAUGUACUUUGCUCAAAGGCUAUUUCCAGUGAUGUGAAAAGCAGAGAUCAAGACAUCACUAUAGUUCCCAGUAUGGAGGAACACAUACCUGAGGAAAAAAGGUUGCCAAAUCAUAGCACAUACCCAGAUUCACAUAGCUCCUCUGAUUUUGAAAUUCCCUCAACUCCAGAAGCUGAACUACCUAAACAAGAACAUUUACAAUGUUUGUAUAAGAAACUGGCAACAGGUGAAAGUAUAGCAGUUGAAAAAAGAAAAUGCUCAUUUUUGGAUAUUUAAUAAUUAAAACACCCUUUCCUAGAGCAACCAUUAAAAAGCUUUUACAAGUAAUUAAGUCUACUAUUGCAGUAGAUCAGUUACAGUGGAAUAAAAAAUGUUCAGAGUAGCCAGGCACAGUGGCACAUGCCUGUAAUAGCACUAAGGCAAGCUGAGGCAAGAGGAUCAAAAGUCCCAGUCCCACUUGGGCGACUUAGUGAGACCUGGUCUCAAAAAGGGCAGGCAGGUGGGUGGUGGGUGUGGGAAAUAUACAGCUAAGUGCAAAGGUCAUGGGUUCAAUCCUCAGGACUAAAAAAAAUUCAAACACUAAAGGCAACAGUAGAGGUAAAUGGGUGGGGGGCCCCAGCAUGUGGGAGGCAGAACUAUAUCUAAACAUCUCAAUAAUUACGCUAAAUAUAAAUAUGGUCUAAGUAACCAGCAAGAGAGAGACUACUUAGAUUUAAAAAAAAAGCUACAUGGUGUCCACAAGAAAUUCAACUCAAAUGCUAUCUCUAGAUUAAAAGAAAGGGGAAAAGAUACAUGUGAACAAGUAACUAAAAGAAAGCUGGAGUGGCUGUAUUAGUAUCAGACCAUUUCUUAGUGAUGAAAGGUCCAGUUCACUGAGAAGACAUAAUCCUAAAUUUACAUACACUUAAUAGCUUCAAAAUACACAAUGCAAAGACAACUGAGACAAACUAACACAACUUUAGAGGUUUUACCAUCCCUCUCAGUGAAACAACUAGAAUGUACACACACACACACACAGAAAAUAACAAGUAUGUAGAGGAAUUAAACAUCACCACCUAACUGGGUCUUACUGAUGUAAGACACCACCAAAACAGCAGCAAGCACCUCAAGCUCUUGUGAA